AUGGCUGUCGGAGCUGUCAGAGCGGGGUCAGAUGUCCUCUGGUCUCUCCUCUGUCUAACGGGGCUGACUUUGUGCGCGCAGGGCUCGGACGUGGACUGGGACGACCUUUGGGAUCAGUUUGAAGAGCGGAGGUACCUGAGCGCCCGGAGGUGGAAGGGUGGAGAGGACCCGUACCGGCUCCAUGCCUUUAACCAGCGGGAGAGCGAGAGGAUCCCCAGUGACCGUGCCGUCCGGGACACACGCCAUCACAGGUGUACAACUUUGCACUAUCGACAGGACCUCCCGCCAACCAGCGUCAUCAUCACCUUCCACAAUGAGGCCAGGUCAACCCUGCUAAGGACAAUUCGGAGCGUGCUGAACCGCACCCCAGUGCACCUCGUCCAUGAAAUCAUACUAGUGGAUGACUUCAGUGAUGAUCCUGAUGACUGCCGCUUGUUGGGCAAGCUCCCCAAGAUGAAGUGCUUGCGGAAUGGACGGCGAGAAGGUCUGAUCCGGUCCCGAAUCCGAGGGGCAGAUGUGGCCCAAGCAGGAGUCCUGACCUUCCUCGACAGUCACUGUGAGGUGAAUAAGGACUGGCUGCUCCCUCUGCUGCAGAGGAUCAAAGAGGAUUCCACCAGAGUGGUCAGCCCUGUUAUUGACAUCAUCAACUUGGACACUUUUGCCUAUGUGGCAGCUUCCUCGGAUCUCAGAGGAGGUUUUGACUGGAGUCUGCAUUUCAAAUGGGAGCAGCUUUCCCCGGAGCAGAAAGCCAAACGACUUGAUCCCACUGAACCCAUUAAGACUCCCAUCAUUGCUGGGGGCCUGUUUGUGAUCGACAAAUCCUGGUUCAACCACUUGGGGAAGUAUGACAGUGCUAUGGACAUCUGGGGCGGGGAGAACUUCGAAAUCUCUUUCCGUGUGUGGAUGUGUGGAGGGAGCCUGGAAAUCAUCCCCUGCAGCCGCGUUGGACAUGUCUUCCGGAAGAAACAUCCGUACGUCUUUCCAGAGGGAAACGCCAAUACAUACAUUAAAAACACCAAGCGCACCGCAGAGGUGUGGAUGGACGAAUUCAAGCAGUACUACUAUGCAGCUCGUCCUGCAGCCCAGGGGAGGCCUUAUGGAAAUGUCCAGAGCAGAGUGGAGCUGCGGAAGAGGUUGAAAUGCCACAGCUUCAAGUGGUACCUGGAAAACGUUUAUCCCGAACUUCGGAUUCCAGAGGAAUCUCUUUAUCAGACUGGGAUGAUCAGGCAAAGGCAGAGCUGUCUGGAGUCGCACAAGUCUGAAGCCCAAGAGUUCCCUGUCCUAAGCUUAAAUCCUUGCAUUAGCAGCAAAGGCACGGCAGCAACGGCACAGGAAUGGACAUACACAUACAACCACCAAGUCCACCAGCAGCAGCUCUGCUUGUCUGUGUACACCCUCUUCCCUGGUUCCCAGGUGCUGCUGUCACCUUGCAAAGAAGGUGACAACAAGCAGCGAUGGAGUAAAGUUGGAUCACACAUUGAACACAUAGCUUCACGCUUCUGUUUGGACACUGAGACGAUUGGGGACACAAAUGAGAGUACCAAGGAGCUUGUCAUCAACCCGUGUGAGAGCACAGCCAUGAGUCAGCGCUGGGACAUGGUGAUGUCUUGACCUGCUGGAGGACUUACACAAUGGGGAUGUGCACUGAGACAUUGCUACGUACUGCCAAGAUGCACCAGACGGAGCUCAAAUGCAAAACCACUGGGGGUCCUUGUGUACUAGGGAACAGGAGAAGAAUAAUUCAAAUAAAAAUAAGGAUGUGGCGCUCCGGGUUAAACAACGGAUGUUGUCUGCAAGACAUGCAGGUGGUAUUGGCCUGUUGGCAGUCAUACAUUCAAAGAGAAGGGGUGGCAAAGAAACAAACUUGAAAUGUUUUAGAGGGAUACCGGGCUCCUUCAGUGGGGCCUACAGAAGUUCAGUGUGCACAGCAUUGAUUAAUCUCUCUGGAAACACAGGUAGAACAGCCUUGGAGACCAAAAGGAGACUUGGACUCAGCAAAACAAGAAUCUCAAUAGCUUUUGGGGGGUGAGACAGGUAUGUAAGAGGAAUAUGCCAAGGGAUGCUAAGAAACAUUGCCUGCGAUCAAGUGGAAAACACUGAAUUAUCUUUGCACUUGUCAUUUGCUGUGGAUGAGUAUGUCUUCUGCAGAUGGCACAGGUGGAGCCAUGUUGCAUGUUCAAAUUUGUACCUGAUCCACGUAUGUGUUGUGUAUACAGAGGCAGGGCAGUCAUUUAUGGCUGUGGCCAGGAUCAAACCAGCCAGUAAAGGGGGAAUCCUGCUCUGUGCUACACAUGGGGGUUGUUGAAUCUCCAAAGCCCAAGCAAACACAGGUUUCAGUGUGUGAGAUUAAAGGAUAUAAACUGCUGUUAAACUGGGAGGAAAGGCAGUAACAUGAUUAUUUUUCCUCUCUGAAGGCCAUGGGUGAGCCUCGGACACUGAAAAUUCCCCUAUAAUCUCCCCUAUAACGUGUCUCUCGCUGCUUCAGAUCUGAAAUAAGUCAAAUUUUCACUUUUCUUCCAUAAAAGUAAUAUUUUUGGUAA
Athene cunicularia (burrowing owl) is the source of this 2540-nucleotide messenger RNA. It is a transcript of the gene GALNT14, whose product is annotated as polypeptide N-acetylgalactosaminyltransferase 14. The transcript is spliced from 15 exons. Gene Ontology annotation, cellular component: Golgi apparatus. NCBI's taxonomy places the organism in Eukaryota, Metazoa, Chordata, Aves, Strigiformes, Strigidae. The record is from RefSeq and is a predicted model, not a curated record. Bases 1 to 1611 code for a protein of 536 amino acids.